AGGGCGGGGCCGCGCAGGGCGGGCCGGCCGUGGCCCCGCAGCCAUGGGCGCGCUCGCCUCUGCGCUCGCAGGGCCACCCGGGGCGGCCGCCUGGACGCCGCCGGCCUGGGGCGGCGCCCGCCAGGCGGCGGCGGCCACCGCGCCACGGCCUGGACGCCAGGCACGCCUGGGCCUGCUGCUGGUGGACGCCGCCCCAGCGUCGCACCACAGUGCGCCCAGUGUUGGCGGCGCCGCGGCGUGUGCGACGGCGUGCGCCACAUUGUGCGGCGCUGCCAGGCGGAGGAGCCGGCGUGCUCUCCGGGGCGCUGGCCGCACCGGAUGCACCGGCAGGGGGGCGAAGAAGAGGAAGGGCGAGAAGUCGCCCGAGGUGGACCCUGAAGUGCAGCGCAGGAGAGAGGAGCGCAGGUUCCAGCGCGAGAGCCACAUCGGAGACUCGGGGCCAGAGGACGGAGGACAGGAGGAACUUCGCCGCUGGUACGCCGACGCGGGCUUCGACGCCCCGCCGGACGUCGGAAGACCACAGGAUCCCAAUUGGCGACGCGAGGAGAAGCUCAAGCCUCUGCCUCCAAGGCCGAUAGGGUGGUCGGACGACCCGGAGAGGUACGGGUACGACAAGGAUGGGCAGCCCCUGCCGGAGAAGAAGAAGCAACGUGCGGCCUGGAAGGAAGCCAACCGCGAGCUCCGCCUGGACCCUAGCUACGCCCAGCAGUGGGAGUUUAACCCAGCCUCGGCGAAGUUCCGAGAGGACAGCAAGUCGAACAGGAGAUUUAAACCGAAGCAGGGAGACAGGCUCGAGGAGCUCGACAAGGAGGCAGCCGAGCUGCGGUCGCUGUACCACAGGCCUCGCUUUAGCUGGAAGGGGAUCCAUGGCGACGACCUGAGCACUGCAAAGCUCAGCCCGAACUUGCCCGCGAUCGGCUUUCACGAGGUCUGGCUGUCCAAGUUCCUCUCCCAUUCCGGCGCCUGCUCCCGCCGAGACGCCACGGAAAUGGUGUUGCAGGGCAGGGUUAUGAUCAAUGGAGUGACCGUGCAGGAGGUGCAGACGAAGGUGAACCCAAAGCACGAUUGUGUGACUGUUGACGGUGUGAAGCAGAACCUUCGCACGCUUGGCGAGCUACUGUGGAUCAUGUUGUACAAGCCGAAGGGCUGCAUAUCCACAGUGGAGGAUCCGAUGGGCCGCAAGACGAUCAUGGAUUGCGUGCCUUUCGCCAGGCAGCGCCGCCUCGUCCCGAUCGGCCGCAUCGACCGGAACGCCUCUGGGCUCCUGCUCCUGACCAACGACUACGAGUGGCACACGAUCCUGUCGCACCCGCGCUACUCGCACGGGAAGAGGUACAAGGUGGAGGUCUACGGCGGCACCCCCAAUCAUGAGAAGAUGCGUGCGCUGCGAGAGGGCAUGCAGCUUCCCGACGAGAAAUACCAGCUGAACCCAGUCGAGGAGAUACAGGUGACUCGCGUGGACGAGCAGUCGGACGUCUGCGAGAUGCGCCUGACCCUGACGCAGGGCGUCUACCGGCAGCUCCGUCGCAUGUUCGAGUACUUAGG
This is a messenger RNA of Prorocentrum cordatum, 1545 nucleotides long. The record is from the annotation of a GenBank genome assembly. NCBI's taxonomy places the organism in Eukaryota, Dinophyceae, Prorocentrales, Prorocentraceae.